Lytechinus variegatus (green sea urchin) is the source of this 1191-nucleotide messenger RNA. Its product is annotated as trace amine-associated receptor 7h-like. Gene Ontology annotation, molecular function: G protein-coupled receptor activity. Gene Ontology annotation, cellular component: membrane. Lineage: Eukaryota; Metazoa; Echinodermata; Echinoidea; Temnopleuroida; Toxopneustidae. The transcript has 2 exons. The record is from RefSeq and is a predicted model, not a curated record. Bases 76 to 1191 code for a protein of 371 amino acids. Gene Ontology annotation, biological process: G protein-coupled receptor signaling pathway.
UCAUUGAUCUGCAUCUUGUCAUUCUCUAACUCCUGUUAUUCCACUGACUUCAACAAUGACAGCGAUUCGACCUACAUGACACAAACCAUAUCCGUACUCGAAGAAGAAGUGUUCACCGAGAUCCCCAACAUCACAGAGGGUUCAACUGAAGCAGAGCGACCCCAUGUUCCUGUCUGGAUAUGGCAUGAAUUCAAGUUCCGCGACUGGUACCGAUAUUUUCAACUGCUUUUCGGAUGCGUGGGUGUCUCCGGUAAUCUUCUAGUCAUCGUGGUUCUUUACAGCAGACGCAAAGCCAAAAGCUCUACCGAUACACUCAUAGCGGCACUGGCAGCGGCCGACCUGUUGACAUCCCUCAUUAUAUUACCGCGUCCAUAUCUGCUAACGACGCCGUAUCUCUGGGUGACGAAGUUCUACUGUUACCUUUUCGGUACCGACGCGCUUCUCCGCACCUGUAUAACCGCGUCAGUGUUCACCCUGACCGCGUUAUCCGUGCAGCGGUAUACCGCGGUAAUAUAUCCGAUACGUUACCGCUUCGCGUUUACCAAGUCCCGCACGGUGAUGUACGUCAUCGCGCUGUGGAUUCUCUCCGCGGCGAUCACAACCUAUCUGGCAUUUUUCGCCUACGUGGACCCCGUUCGGUACCUGUGCUCCUACAAACCUCUUCCACCGGGUGUUCAGAUUCCAAGCGCGGUGGCUUAUCUAACCGCAUCCUUCCUCGCUCCUGUCAUGAUCAUGGUGGUCACCCAACUCGCGGUGGUUCGCCGACUUCACCGAGAAGCUGAUAACUUCAACAAAGAGAGCAGCCGAUCGGAUGAAAGCGAUCCGGCAUAUCGCCUUCGAAUUGCUCGCAAUCGUGUCAUUAAUCUGGUUCUGAUUGUUAUCAUCACGUUCCUCCUCAGUUGGACACCAGCUCAGCUUGGAUUGCUGAUCACGCAGAUCAUCAUCGUAAGGGGAAACCAACUUCUUGAUCAACAUAUCUACUGGAGCUUCGUAGUCGUGGCUUACGUCAACUCGUGCGCGAACCCGAUCAUCUAUACUGCCAGGUAUCCUCAAUUCAGGAAGGCGGUUAAAGACAUGUUCAAGAGUAAACGUAUUGAGCAGCGCCCUCUAUUUGACCAAGACGCAGGAGAUGGUGCCACCAAGAGUACCGUUCUAUCCUCCACGGUAUCCGAAGACAAGAACACAGUGUGA